GCCGCCAUGGCGGAGCGGAGCCGCGGCGCUCGGCGGCGGCUGCUGCUGCUGCUGCUGCUCCUGGCCGGCUCCGCCGCCAGCCCCGCCGAGGAGGGCGGCGGGCGGCGGGAGGCGGGCGGCGGGGAGCACGGCGAGGAGGCGGCGCGGCACCACGACUCCUCGUACGGCACCUUCGCCAGCGAGUUCUACGACCUGCGCUACCUCUCCGAGGAGGGUUACCCUUUCCCUACUGCUCCUCCUGUGGACCCAUUCGCAAAAAUCAGGGUGGAUGACUGUGGAAAAACCAAGGGAUGCUUCAGGUAUGGUAAACCUGGAUGCAAUGCAGAGACUUGUGACUACUUCCUGAGUUACCGGAGAAUAGGAGCUGAUGUGGAAUUUGAGUUGAGUGCCGACACAGAUGGCUGGGUGGCAGUGGGAUUUUCCUCAGACAAGAAAAUGGGAGGAGAUGAUGUCAUGGCUUGUGUUCAUGAUGACAAUGGAAGAGUCCGAAUACAGCACUUCUAUAAUGUUGGUCAGUGGGCUAAAGAAAUCCAGAGAAAUCCUGCCAGAGAUGAGGAAGGGGUUUUUGAAAACAAUCGUGUAACGUGUCGAUUCAAGCGUCCUGUGUAUGUUCCCCGAGAAGAAACCAUCGUAGAUUUGCACUUGAGUUGGUACUACCUGUUUGCUUGGGGUCCAGCAAUCCAGGGUUCUAUAACUCGUCAUGACAUAGACUCUCCACCCGUGUCAGAGCGUGUUGUCAGUAUUUACAAGUACGAAGAUAUUUUCAUGCCUUCAGCUGCCUAUCAGACCUUCUCCUCUCCAUUCUGCUUGCUCCUCAUUGUUGCACUGACCUUCUAUUUAUUGAUGGGAACCCCAUGACCAAUGGAAAAUAGCAAGAAUUUGGCAGUGGAAGUUUCUCAGGAUGGACGGCUAUAUGGAUGGACAAUGCAUUUUUCUAUUGGAAUUUAUAUCACAUCACCAUCCUCAUCUAGCUGCUUUUGAACAUAGCUUCUCAGAAGAGUGAAAUAACCAUCUCCCUUGAGUGGCAGAGUGGUGACAAAUCAUUUAAGAAUAAUCAGUGAACACAUAGGAGAAUAUCUUCAGUGUUGUGAUUUUACUUGCUUAAGGAAAAUGAGACUUUUGUAAAAUCAAUGUGUGUGUGUAUGUCUGUUUGUGUGUUUGGGAGGGGUGCCUGUAUGUGUGUUUAGGUUAAUUUAGUGAUGGACAUCUUAUCAAAUAACAAAAUUGCCUUCCAAAUUGCUACAAAAAAGCAAAUUUGGGAAAAUACUGCAAUGCUGUUUGGUACUUCUAGAGCAGAGAGCACAACUCCAAGUGCAAUUUCUGAUCUCAAGGUCUGGAAACCAACACAGCAGUAUAAAACCUGCCCUUCAGUAGUGGACAGUUCUCCCUAUUUCGUUUUUUUUAAUAUUUAUGAAAGUGUACUUUACUGAAAGUAAACUUGCAUAUUCAAGCAUUAGCAUGAUUUUUUUUCAACAGAAAGAGGUGAUGAAUGUCUUUUUUGUGUUUCAAUAGCCUCUUUGAAAGAAAUGGCUACUUCUUUUAAAAGUGAGAUAUAAAGUAAUUUAAACAAGGGGAAGGGAGAAUACAGCAAUAUAAAUUCUCCAUACACAGGAAAACCAGGUGUAAAACGUGCAGAAUAUAAAAGUUCCCAACAAGCCAUAGGAUGUCCUCCUAAUAGAUUAAACCAAUUAUUCUCUUUUUAUGAAAAAAACAGCAAUUUUGCUGACAUGUAAAUAUAUUUUUAAGUAAUUGUGCAGUAGUAUGAAGUAAUCUCUUUUUCUGUGUUGUAUGCCACUAAAUCCUGUUCAUGUUAACGGUGACUGUGGGCAGCUGGUGUUACCUUACAAAGAAAUAUAAAUGAGAUUACUUGUAAGGAAAGGGAUUAAUAAGAACAGCAUUAUCUUUCGUUCAUCAAACCACUGCUAAAAUAUAGGUAAUGUGGAAAAAGAUGAGCUCAAAAGGAAAAAAAAUAGCUGUUUUUAUCACCAAUUGAUAGCAGAAGAGGAAGGCUAAGUAUUAGAGAGAUGAAAAGUGUCAAAAUGCAUUUAUGAGCCACAGAAUAUUAUAAAAACUUUGAGUGGAGAAUUUCUGUUGUUCACAUAAUAGGAAGUGUAUGACAUGUUUACAUGUAGCAGUCAAACGUGCUUAGUUAAGGUUACUCAUUCACUUUCCAACUUACACUAAAAUUCUACUUAAGUAGAAUUAAAAUCUAAAUAGUGCCAAAGUUUUAUCUCAUGUGGUACACUUGAGGACUCUCUAACAUAGAAUCUGGUAAAGUAUAUGUAAUGCAACUCCUUUUUAUUCUCAUUGCUGCAUGAAGUAUAAAAUGAUUAACUAGCUUUGCUGGGAUUGUGCCAUUAUUCACAGAUUGAUGUUUGUAGACUAAGUUUUUAUAGGCUCAGAAUUCUUCAAACCUAUGGUAAGGUCUAUGAAUUAGAUUGACUAUGAACUUAUCUUCAUAACAAUCACUUUAUCCCUAAUUCAAAAGAUUGAUUAAUAUUUUAUAUUUUCAUUGAUGUCUUUAAGGAUUUGUUCACUUAAAAUUACUGGACUAGAGUUCAGGAGAGGGAAGAGAAAUUCAGAAGUGAAUUUUUAAAGUGCAUACACUAGCUUUAUUUAGUAUAAAUUACUUCUCUCAGGUUGCUUAACUUACUGAUCAUCUGAUCAAGUAGAGAGCACCUAAUAAGGUCUGCUUUGGCCCACAACAGCUGUGUAAUUUAGCCUUAAGAUUGGCUGGAGCAGAUAAGCAGAAGCCUGGAUAAUGAGCUUUACAUUCAGCAAACAGGUGAAGUGAAGAAAUCAUUAGGGUAGAUUCUUUCUUCUUUGUGCUAAUUUGUAGGCAGCUGAGAUAUUGCAGCUCUUUCUCAGAGCUUGAGGGCUGCUUUAGUUUAUGGCUUGGUUUUUACUGUUUCAGCCAUUUACUUGAUUACCCACUAAAGGGCUAAUUUAAUAAUUUAAAGGUACUGAACUUGUACAGAAACCCAGUUUGGCUCCUCUUUUCUUCUUUAGUAGAGCUCUGGAUUUAGGAUGGCCUGGUUGGACCUGAGCACACAGGUAUGUUAUAGAUGAUAAUAAUAAUACCAAGGUAAAAUUGUGUGAUAACUCUCAGCUUGCUUUCUACAUGUAUGGAGUUAGAUGUGGUUAAAGUUCAGGAUUUGAAGCAAGAGCAAAAUAUUUUAUAUUAUUUUUUAUUCCUUUUACAGAUUACUUGUCAGUGUGCUGUGUUUUUGUCAUCAUAUUUUUUCUUGUUGAAGUGCUAGCAGAAAUGUGCACUUCUAAGAAAUCUUUCACUUAAGCUGCACAGUCUUAGUCUAAUUAGCCUAAUAAAGUGUUUCUAAUCAAAAGGGAGGAAAUAAAAGGCCACAGGAAGCAGCAAAACAAUCUAUUAUCUGGCAUUUAAAUGGAUGGUUGAGUUUAGCACUGAGUUUAUCUAAGAGUUCCCCAUCACAGUAGGAAAAUCAGGGCUGUGGAAUUCAAGUGAACAAACAAAAGAAGGUAUGAGUAUCUAGGAAUUGGUAGUUGGGAUGAAAUCUGAGGAGUAAAUGUUGUAAGGGAAACAUGAUAUGUAAGUUUGUAUGAUACUUGGUAAGUCUUAAGUGGUCAUAGUAACUUGUCGUGGAGAGUAUUUUGAUUUUCACAGUUUGUCUUGUUUUUCUUUUUAAUACUGAAAACCAGGAUUUUUUCCUGUUAGACAAAGUUACUAUAAAGUAACAGACUUCAAAGGAACUUUUAAUUGAUUAUGGCAAUUCAAAGAUUUUUUGUUUUAUUAUUUUUUCUAAUUGGCUGGUACCAACAUAAACUAGAAGAAAGUCCUGCUUUGGAAAAGGAGGCAGAUAUUUCUCUCUCCCAAUAAUUUUUUGUUUCUUUAGUGUGAUUACUACCAAACAACUGUUAAAGAACAAAUUUCCUAAGUGCUUUAAUUUGAAGAAUUCCUUGCUGCCGAGUGACUUAAUACAGAGGCCAUUGAAUUUAGAGAGGGCAUAUUUAGAAUAUGUUUUUAAAUUUGACUGUGUUUACUAAUUAGAUUUUUUUUAAAUAUUUUUUUCGUCAUUGUUGGUAUCAAAUAACUGGUUUAUUUUUAGGUAUAAGUGAGAUGCUAAUUGAUUUCCCCCUCAAUAAAAAAAAAUAAAAAAAGCACCUAGCUAAUUUGGUAAUGUCAUUGGAUAAUGGAUGAUGCUGUGUUCUAUUAUUAUAAGGGUAAUAUCCUGGUUUUGAAAGAGAACAUACUGACAGAAAAUUUGAACUCCCUCUGUGGCCUUCUUAUUUGUCUUGAUGGAUUUUUGCAGUACUUGGAUAGAAAAUAAACACUUGUAGCCUCCCUAAUCUGAAGACCCUCAUUUUGGAUUAAAUUAUGUUAAAGCUGUGUUUGGCACUGACUUUCCCAAUCUUUAGCAUAGGGAUUAGAGAAUGACUGGAGUAUGGGGUACACUAGCAUGGCACACAGGCAGUGGCCUUGAAGCUUGCUUGGGUCUCCAUAUCCUGGUCUGAAGAAAAAAAAAAAAAAAAAGCCCUGCAACUGCCUCUAUGUCGUAAAUUAUGUAGUAAAUAACUAGGCAGUUAUUUCUUAGUUACUGCUAUAACUAAUACAACUGCUAUAAGUUAAAGGAAGACACAGGUCAUCCUCUUUUUUUUUUUUUUUUUUUCAUACCUCCAAUGCAUCAGACAUUUAUAAAAAAAGAAAAUUAUUCCUGUUUUAGAGAGUGGACCCUUGGUCUGCAUCUGUCUGGUCUUUCAGGUCUUUUCUGGGUCUGUUGGAAGUUUGCACCCUCUGCUAUUCCAGAGGCAGAAUUAAAGUUUAUAUGCAAAUUAUGUAACUUUAAUAGCAUUUAAAUGGCAUUUUGUGACUGUGGUUUCAUUGGUUUGGCACACUGUUGUGUAGCAGGUGUACUCCCCCUCCACCCUCCUCUUCUUUUAACACCUCCAAAUAAUUUCCCCAAAAUAAAGUAUUUGCUAAUAGGCAUAACAAGAAGGAAAUAGGUAUUUCAGAGAAUUACAAAAGGUCUAAUACCAGUUAUUUUCAGAAGUAACUAUUGCAAGUAUUAGUGUUUUAUAUAAAAUAAUGACUUUGCAUAGCACCUUAGAUUUAUGAUAGAAUCAGAAAUACUUUUAAAUAUUACAGUGUUUCAGUGUUCAUGGAGCUGUGGAUGUGCAUAGCUUACAUGAAUUGGUAUGAUCCUAUUCAACCCCAUGUAAUGAAACUGGCAGAGCAGUUUGCUUGAAUGCUGCACAGUGAGGCAUUGGUGACUCCAAACAGUUUGGAACAGAAGAAUGGAGAGACUGGUGACAAGGAAGGGCUAAUGAUUUUGGCAUACUUUUUAUUUUUGUAUAAAUUUACAUAUGGUAGUGCCUAUCUGGCACUCUUUAUCCAAGCAAAUAUAACUUGAUGUAGGGUUAGGAAGGAAUAGAGCCUGACUCAAAAGAGAUUUUGGCUUUUAGGCAAGUCUCAGCUGUUUAAGGGCUGGUGUGCGCAUCAGGUCAGACCAUGCCACAAGAUAUCCUCUGCUGUCAAGCCCCAUGGUAAGAGCUGGAGGCUUGAUCUGGUCUUCAGAGGUACAAAAAGACCAACAAGACCCCAGAGGCAAUAGCAGCAGGGAGUACCUGCUCAGUUUGUAGAAUGGCCAGUGAGCAGCUACUCCCUGCUGGCUGCAGUCUGAAUAUCAAAAGAUGGGGCUUCAACAUUUUACAAGCUUUGUACAUUAGCUCCUCUAAUUAAAAUUUCAUUAUCAGUAGCAGUCUGUUUGGGCAGUUCUCCUUCAACCUGCCCAGGAUAGAGAUGGAUCCAACAGGAGAAUUUUAAAGAAAAUGUCUCGUUCCUGUGUACAAAAAUUAAUAAAAAUGAAAAUAAUUUUUUUAACCAUAUGCCAGCUUUUUACUUUUUUUUUCUUAUCUAGUUAUUUAUAUGCAGUUUGUAUGUCAAGGUAUCUGAUUUUUGCAAAUAUAUAGUAAGAUCUAGAUAAGCCUUCCUUUUCUAAAUAUUGUUAUUAAUAUGAAUUAAUCACUUUGGUAACUUUUUUUUCUAUUUUCACUGUAGGUUUGAUAAAAUUAUCUAUGCUUAAACAUGGUUAUUUAACUUGCCUAAUUUGGGCUCAGAGAGUGAGGCAAAAGCAGUGCAAUUCUGAAAUGUCAGAGAGGAUGUGUGCAGCUUAUGGAGUUGAUAGGUGUGAAAGUGCAGACUUAAAAGAUGUUAUUUGCUUUGAAAAUCUGUGUUAUGACUUGGCAAUAGCAAUGAAUCUGCUGUAAAGAAAGGGAUAGAUUUUUUUUUUCCUUUGGAUUACUAAGUAUUUUGAAUAGAACUCAUAGACUAUCUCAGGUUGGAAAGGAUCCAUAAGGAUCUUAGAGCCUAGCAAGCUGUGCUCCUCACAGGACUGCCUAAAACUAAUCCAUGUGACUCAGAGCAUCAUCUAGAUGCUCCUUGAACUUCCCAGUAGAGCCUGUUCCAGCAACUGGGCACCCUCUUAGAGAGCCUUUUCCUAAAAUCCCAUCUGAACUUCCCCUGACACGGUUCCAUAGUCAUUCACGACCGUUGCUUUCUCCCUCUUUCUGUGUUUCUUAGCUAAGUAGGAACAUUCUUCCAAACCAAUGUGAGGCUGGAAUAAGUGCAGGACUUCACAUCCUGUAUCUUAGAACAGCUGCUGCUCCACAUAGGUUCGUUCUGAUCUGCAAUGAGAGGCUAAUGAGGAAUGUCCUUACAAGAUGAACUUCUAUGUGGCAUUCUUAAGACGUUUUCUGUAAAGGUGUUGUACUCUUUAUAGACUAAAGCAUUUCAGAAGUACCAGUACUUUUCUGAGCUGUUUCUAAAUGGUUAUUAAAUUCAUAUUUGCAUUUUUGGAGAAGUAAUUGGAUUUUUCAGAAGUGCUGAACAGCUGCAAAUCUGUUAUGGCUCCAGUGCUUACUCAGGGAUGCAAACAUUUUAUGGUAACUCAUGAUUUAGCUUCAUAUCUCUCUCUUAGUUUUGAUGUCAUUCAGUUCAAUUUCCUUUGGUGGUAUUAAUAGAAAAUUAAAAUUAAAAAAUCACUUAGGUUUUGUGCCAAGGAAUAAAAAUAUUCCUGCUGAUUUUUCAAAAGAGUGGUCUGUAAGGUUUACAUAAUGAAAAGUAUUCUUCACAGAAUUUUUAUCUAGGCAGUGUGGUUUUGCUGAAGGUAUUUGAGUGUGCAUGUAAAUUGAGAAUUAUAUAAGAUUAUACAAGAGAGGCUUAAAACAAUAGGCUAAAUUCUGCCCUGGAGACAAGACAAAACACAGAACGUUACAUGUUCCCUGACUCCUAGCUGAUUUUGGGGAGACAGAAUGAUGAAGGAAAAAAAGUACAUAAACCUGAGAUAUUACAUACAUGGGGAUUAUGUUUGCAGCUCUUAUAUACACACCUUGUAUCACCUUCUUCAGUACAAAAAUCAGCCUCACAGUCUUAGACUUAUUACAGUGUUCUUUGCACUUUUUUCCUCCAAACAAGCUGAAACAAGCAUAAAUUCAAUAAGUCAAAAGAAUGUUGUCAUAUAAAGUAUUAGGGUAAUACAAAAGGAAGCACAGAUGCCACACUUAAACCUAGGAGGGAAAAAGAAUCUUGUUAUUUAACUCCAGAAUAUGGCUUCUGAAAUACAUGAUUGCUCACAUAGAAAGCAAUGGGUCCUUUUCCAGUUUUUUACCUUUGGUAUUAUGAAAUGAAUGAUAAAUAUUGAGAUAUAAAAAACGGCUGCAAUAGUAAUUUUAAAGCUGGAAUUAUCAUUUGAGUCUUGACAUAGAGAUUUAAAGACGAAAUUCCAAACCUAUUAACUCAUUAGAAAAAUGAAACAGUGGGACCUUGACAUUUAUGUUUGAUGUCCCCAGCCUUUAUGCAGAUAUAUUUUAUGAGCAUAUUGAGUUCUGUUUAGAUUAUAAAAGAUGUCUAGUGUGUCUUGGUAUUUCUGAUUUCUAUAUCCUGAGGUCUGGUUUGCUUUAACCUCUUUGCAAAUAAACAGGCUGUUGUGACUGUGUGAACUCUUGCCACUUGUUUCUUAUUACAUGAAGUGUAAUGGUUGAACCUGAAAUGUCAUCUCUACCUUUUGACUUUAUUCAGCGUUGUCAAGAGUAAUAUACAGAUAAAACAUGCAAAUAAGAAACUUGUAACUAUAGUGUUAAGUGGUGUUCUGCAUUCUCUAUGCCAGGCUUCAUUCUGUGUGCCAAUACCCAGCAGCCAUGUGAAGUCAAUGAGCAUUUGGUUGGAGGGAGUGCAGAAUGGAGGUUUUGUAGUCCAGAAGAAUUUGCCAAACUUCUUUGUAUUUGUGCUCUAGUCUUUUCAGAAAAAAUAACACUGAGUGAAUAGAUAAUGAAAUUACAGUGACCUACGGGACUACUUUACAAUCAGUGCAUGCCCUAAAGUAUUGCUUUGUAACAUCUGUUUUAUACUAAAUGUUGGUGUUCAAGUGAGCCUUGUUAGCUAUUUGACAGUGACAGACAAUGAUAUUUAUAAAACUGUUGCAAUAAAUGCCUUUUUAGUCUAAGAAAAUGUGUGGUAUGGCAUGUA
Messenger RNA from Oenanthe melanoleuca, 8497 nucleotides. It is a transcript of the gene FRRS1L, whose product is annotated as ferric chelate reductase 1 like. The record is from RefSeq and is a predicted model, not a curated record. The coding region runs from base 7 to 858 and encodes 283 amino acids. Gene Ontology annotation, biological process: regulation of glutamate receptor signaling pathway. Lineage: Eukaryota; Metazoa; Chordata; Aves; Passeriformes; Muscicapidae. The transcript is spliced from 5 exons.